Carya illinoinensis is the source of this 5885-nucleotide messenger RNA. Its product is annotated as pentatricopeptide repeat-containing protein At3g22470, mitochondrial-like. The coding region runs from base 16 to 1284 and encodes 422 amino acids. The transcript is spliced from 2 exons. Lineage: Eukaryota; Viridiplantae; Streptophyta; Magnoliopsida; Fagales; Juglandaceae. Gene Ontology annotation, molecular function: protein binding. The record is from RefSeq and is a predicted model, not a curated record.
AAUUUGGCUGAUGAAAUGGGGGAGAAGGGAUUUAAACCAGAUAGAUUUACCUAUGCGACCAUAAUUAACGCUUUGUGUAAGUUAGGUGAAACCGAUCUGGCCAUUAACUUGCUUAGGAAGAUGGAAGAUGCAAAUUUUGUACCUAAUGCAGCAUCGUAUAAUACAAUCAUUUGCAGUUUGUGCAAGGAUGGAUUGUUGACUGAUGCCUUGAAACUUUUUUCCACAAUGACGAGUAAAGGCAUUCAGCCAAACCAUUUUACUUACAAUCCCUUAAUUCAGGGCCUAUGCAAUUUUGGCCAUUGGAAAGAGGCUGCUAAAUUAGUGGCUGAGAUGGAAGAAAGGAAUAUCGUGCCAGAUGUGCAUUCUUUCAAUAUAUUGGUGGAUGCACUUCUAAAAGAGGGGAAGAUGAUGGAGGCAAAAGAAGCUCUUCAUAUGAUGACUGAGAAAGGCAUCGAGCCAGAUAUAUUCACGCACAACUCUUUGAUUGAUUGUUAUUGUCAGCAAAACAAAAUGAAUGAGGCAGUCAAAACAUUUAAUAUGAUGGUUAGGAGGGGUUGUUCUCCUGAUAUUAUUAGCUAUAACACAUUAAUCAAUGGAUAUUGUAAAAGUAAGAGAAUUGAUGAGGCAAUAAAUCUCUUUCAUGAAAUGUUAGACAAGAGAAUGAUUCCCGAUGUUGUCACUUACAACACUCUUAUAGGUGGGUGUUGCCAAGUGGGGAGACCUCUGGCUGCUUUAGAGCUACUUCAUGAGAUGCAAGCUUGUGGAGAACAUCCUGAUCUCCAAACUUAUACCAUUUUGUUAGAUGGUUUUUUUAAGAACAGACAUUUUGUGGAGGCAAUGGCAUUGUUUCGAGAGAUCGUAGACAAAAAGUUGGACCUUGAUGUUGUGAUUUACAACAUCUUGAUUGCUGCUAUGUGUGAUGCGGGAAAACUUGUGACUGCAAAAGAACUCUUUUGGAGUCUUUCUACCAAAGGGUUGCAACCUAAUGCUUGCACUUACACUAUAAUGUUCAAAGGACUAUGCAAAGAGGGACUAAUAAAUGAAGCCUGCGAGCUGCUUGAGAAAAUGAAUGGGAAUGGUUGCUUGCCUGACAAUGUCUUAUAUAACACAAUUAUCCAAGGAUUACUGCAACAUGAUGAGACAUCAAGGGCAGUAGAAUAUAUUGAAAUAAUGGUUGACAAGGGUUUCUCUGCAGAUGAAACAACUGCAACCAUGGUGAUUGACUUGUUGUGUGCUGAUAAAGUUGACAAGACAAUAAAAGAGUGGUUUGAGAAGCUUUUGUAAAAGGCUUUCUUGGUUUUCAAUGCCAAGAACAUCUAUAUGCUUUAACGCUUUGCUGGCUGAUCUACAGGAAAUGCUUAUUUAUUUCAAGUGAAUUUUAAAUCUCUCAUUUUUAUGGGCAAGAUUGAUCAGUCAUCCGCCUCUAUUAUCUUUCAUUGAAAUGUUUGACUGGUGGAAAGUACUUGCAGCGGAAAUUAGACUCUGGGAUUUAGGUGGUUGUAGAUCCAUUGUUUCCUCAUGUGAAUGCUUUCAAAUUUUCCCUGAUUAUAUUAUGUUUGUAAGUAGCAUGUUGGAAAUGUUGUCUAAUAGAACUAUUUAUUAUGCUGAGGUGUACUGCAUUAACCACUAUGAUAAGGUAAGUACCGUACUCAUUUUUAAGGCUGGGUGCCCUUGUAUCAUAAACUUGUUGUAACUUUUUGUAUAUUUGACUGUGAACCAAUCAAGACUAGUGUACAUUGAAUAGAUUAUCAAGUUAAGGAAGUUGCUGAUAACGGGAUCUGCUUGUUUGUUCAUGGGCUAGAUUUUAAGCAAUUUAGUUGCAGUAAGGCACAAAAGGUAGCCGCUUGAUGAUCAUGAAAUCCUUUACUUUACGAACAUCAGAGAUGCUCACUAUUAUAAUUUAUAACAAAAGUAAGAUAUCAUGGACAUUUGCUGGUCUGGUCUUGCAUUGGUGCAAAACGUAGUGUGUGCUAGUUUUACCACUGUGUUUACAAUCAGAAUGGACACCAAAUGUAAUCAGUCUAUGUUACUGUCUAUCUCAAACUUUCUGAUUGGCUUUGGCUUUGGUCAUAACCCAGCAUGAAUUUUUUCGAAUGGUCUGAUCCUCACGAUUUCUGAUUGCUGACCUGUUUACACAUAAUGCUUUUCUUCAGUUUCAUCAUUGAUGCUUGAACCUGAUUUAUCUGAUUGUCCAUAGGCAAGCAUUUUCCAUAAAAAGGCCACAAUCCCUCUUAAUUCUGUAUCACACAGCCAUCUGAAUUUAGUGUAAUGUGCAUAGAAGUUAGUUUGGCUUUUUUGAUUGUUCCAUGCCUCCAUCCCGCCCAUUUAGAUGGAUCUCCCUUUCUACUGCAUAGUUCUUUGUACUUUUGUGUACAUACAGGUUGCUAGAUUUUCAAAAUUUGUAAGUGAAGAUGCAGAAAUGCUGUUAUCGAGCAACUUGAUGUUGUUUCCUCCCAACUUAUGUCUCAAAUGUACUUAUGUCUCAAAGAUUAAAUAAUAUAACUCAGUGGGGGUCUUUAUUGAGAAAUUAUUGUAUUCCUAAGCUCCAAGUAUAUUAGUUGUAUCUCCAUUAUUUUGUCAAAUUAAUUUUUUAAACCUGCCCUGAAAUGAUAUUACGAAUAUAGGUAGAAAAUUAAAAAUGCCGUUUAAUGGAAAUCCUCGUCAUUCUGAAGUGUAGUGAAUUAACCUCCAUGAUGGGGUGCAGUGAGUACCUUUCUACAUGCUUGAUAGCCCUGUGUUGUUGUAUCAUAAGCUUCCGUUUAACUGUUUGGGUAUUGGACUGGGAACCAAUUUAGACCAGUGCAGUUUGAAUUGAUUACAACUUUAGGAAGUUCCUGAUAACCAGAGUUGCUUCUUUUUUCAUGGGCUAGAAGGCAAGCAAUUUGGUUUCAGUCGGGCACAAAGGUAGACUCAAGGUUUGGUGAUCAUGGAAUGCAAAGUGCAAUUUCACAGUAAUGAUCAUGAAAUAAACUCUUUAUAAGUCCACAAGAUGAAAUAUGGUGUUAAUGCUUAUCCACGGUGUUCCAAAUUAAAGAUAAUGUUCCAAAGUCAAGGCGAGCCGGGUUAGUGAAACCUAUUAUCUAUAGCAAAUGUAAUUCUUUUGAAUGCAAUGGAAUUUAAGAUCAUUAGUAUUGCCAUUUGCUGCAGUAUCAGUUGGCAUUUUUUAUUUUGUUGCUUUGAUACUAAUUGUAUUAUCGUGGCCUAUCAUUGCAAGCAUGAUUUUGUUUGUUUUUGCCCUCUAAAAUGUUUGCAAAUUUCAAGGUAGAUUUAUCACGAACUUGUGAAUGUGGUGGCAGUUUGUCCUGCAUAUUCUGAGCCCAUUUUUUAUUGCAUUGUGUUCAAACAAGUUUUAUUUUCAUAGGUCUUUCUUUUUUGUUCGACCAUAUCCUUUUUUAUUGUCAUUAGUGAUUUAUUGUAGCUAGUAUGCAAAUAGGUAUUGAUGAUAUGAAAAGCUUGAUGCUAUUGUUGCUUGCUAUGGUUUCUACUUUCUCUGAAGUUUAAUAAGCCUUAAAAUGAAUGAAAUGUAGCUUAGUAUGUGGUUUGAGCAUUAGCCUUGGAUUUGUGUUGUUAAUGUGGUUAUUUUGAUCUCUUUGAUUGGUCUCCUUUUCAACAAGAUUUUUUUUCUCAGUUAUUCUAAAGCUACCUGUUAGUUGUGAAUGAAGUAGUGAAGAUAAGCAAGUCUGGAAAUACACCUCCAACGGAAAAUUCAUGGUGAAAAGUGCCUAUCACUUAAAAGACGAUUACUGGUUCAAUAAGAUGGGGAAUCCUUUCACUUGGGCAUAUAUGGUAACUUAUGUUAAAAAAUUUGGAAGUUGAAAGCAAUGAAUGUAGUUAAAGUGUUACUUUGGAGAGCAUGUACAGAUGCAAUACCCACAAAGGUGAAUUUGAAGAAAAGGAAGAUCACAGAUGACUUUCUAUGCCCAUUAUGCAAAAGAGGUAUACCUCUUAGAAAUACCAGGGAGUUUGCGAGGGAGCAUCCCUCAUGAUUUUAUGAGUUACGAUCAUCUAGAAAGGUAAGAACAAAAGGCUUGGAAAAUAAAGUAGCUUAGCUACAUUUGAUCCUAUAGUUGAACAAUUUUGAGAUACCUUGGCUAAUUAACAAGAUAUAGUGCCUAUCGUUUAUGUUAUUGUAGUUACAAUUUUUUGUGAAGCAUCUUAGAGCAUUAUCAUGUUGAAUAAGAUGGCGUGGUUGUAGGUUAACAGCCAGUAUCAUCUUAGAGCAGUUACGAUUUUAUUUUUUCCAUUAUUAAUUUCCUAAAUUUCACUUCUUGAGGAGUUCUUUAUUUUGGGUUUUAUACUUUUCAUUACUUUUCUUAGUACUUUGGUGGUAUUUUCAGGGCUUCUCCAGAUAUUGGACUCAUUUUUAAAUCUCUCAUUUUUAUGGGCAAGAUUGAUCAGUCCUCUGCCUCUAUUAUCUUUCAUUGAAAUUUUUGACCGAUGGAAAGUACUUGCUGCGGAAAUUAGACUCUGGGAUUUUGGUGGUUAUAUCUCCAUUGUUUUCUGAUGUGAAUGUUUUUAAAUUUUCCCUGAUGAUAUCAUGUUUGUGAGUAGUAUGUUGGAAAUAUUGUCUAACAGAAAUAUUUAUUAUGCUGAAGUGUACUGCAUUAACCUCUAUGAUAAGGUGCAGUGAGUACCAUACUGAUUUUUAAAGCUGGGUGCCCUUGUAUCAUAAACUUUCUUUAACUUUUUGUAUAUUGGACUGCGAACCAAUCAAGACAUCAACUUACGGAAGUUGCUAAUAACGGGAUCUGCUUGUUUGUUCAUGGGCUAGAUUGUAAGCAAUUUAGUUGCAGUAAGGCACAAAGGUAACCGCUUGAUGAUCAUGAAAUCCUCUACUUUACAAACAUCAGAGAUGCUAACUAUUAUAAUUUAUAACAAAAGUAAGAUAUCAUGGACAUUUUCUAGUCUGAUCUUGUGUUGGUGCAAAACGUAGUGCUUACCAGUUAUACCACUGUGUUUACAAUCAGAAUGGACAAUCCAACCGUAAACAGUCCAUGUUACUGUCUAUCUCAAACCUUCUGAUUGGCUUUGGCUUUGGUCAUAACCCAGCAUGAAUUUUUUCGAAUGGUCUGAUCCUCACGAUUUCUGAUUGCUGACCUGUUUACACAUAAUGCUCUUCUUCAGUGUCACCAAUGAUGCUUGAACCUUGAUUUAUCUGAUUGUCCAUAGGCUAGCAUUUUCCAUAAGAAGGCCACAAUACCAUUUAAUUCUGUAUCACACAGCCAUCAGGAUUUAGAGUAAAGUACAUAGAAGUUAGUUUGCCGUUUCUGAUUGUUCCAUGCCUCCAUCCCUCCCAUUUAGAUAGAGCUCCAUAUCUACUGCAUAGUUCUUUGGACUUUUGUGUACAUCUAGGUUGCCGGAUUGAAGAUGCAGAAAUGUUGUUAUCGAGCAACUUCAUGUUGUUUUCUCCCAACUUAUGUCUCAAAUGUAUUCUGUAACUAUUUUUGAAUUCACUUUCUGUUUAACUGAAUUUUGACCGCAGGAAGCGUGUAGUCAUCCACCUGUGCUGGGCAAUGCCAGUUUUAUAAGCCUUAAAAUGAAUGAUUUAGAGAACUUGUACGGAUGCAAUACCCACAGAGGUGAAUUUGAAGAAAAGGAAGAUCAUAGGCGACUCUAUGCUCAUUAUGCAAACAGAAUAGGAGACAACAGGGCAUACUCUAUGGAUUUGUCCCUGGCAAAUGAUGUUAGGGGACCGAAUCAUUCAAAAGGUUUCAAUUGUAGAUGAUGACUUUGGAAGUGAUGUUACCCAGUUAUUGGACACAAUUUCAACAAAACAGAACUUGUUGCUAUGGCAUUUACACCUAACCUCAAAUUUUUUAAAUUAAAGUAGUUAACGAACAUUAUGGUUUGCUUUUUGAAUCAACUUUUGUUUUUAAUUUCCUUUC